AUGAUUCCAAUUGGAUUAGCACGUUUUCUUAGAAAAAAAUAUUUUCAAUAUGAAGUAGCAUUUGCAUUAAAUAUGUUAACAACCACGGAAAAAAUGAUUGUCAACCUUAUUUUCAUAAGUAUCACUGUAUUAGUUCUUAUAAGUAUCUAUGUAUAUUUUCCGGAACAUUUACGACAACUUACUGCUAAGGCUGCUUAUUAUUGGUAUGGAUAA
This is a messenger RNA of Pneumocystis jirovecii RU7, 213 nucleotides long. RefSeq lists its product as uncharacterized. The record is from RefSeq and is a predicted model, not a curated record. Bases 1 to 213 code for a protein of 70 amino acids. NCBI's taxonomy places the organism in Eukaryota, Fungi, Ascomycota, Pneumocystomycetes, Pneumocystales, Pneumocystaceae. The transcript has 2 exons.